Molecule: messenger RNA, 4219 nt
Organism: Bacillus rossius redtenbacheri
Lineage: Eukaryota; Metazoa; Arthropoda; Insecta; Phasmatodea; Bacillidae
Product: gem-associated protein 6-like
Exons: 2
Coding region: 80-577 (165 amino acids)
Biological process (GO): spliceosomal complex assembly; spliceosomal snRNP assembly
Cellular component (GO): nucleus; SMN complex
Source: RefSeq, a predicted model, not a curated record
UAUCUAUAUGUCUAUGGUGGUGUUGCUAACGACGCUUCUCUCUUUUGUUUAUAUUUUUAAGACUUGAAGUUUUGGAAUAAUGUCAAAUGUGAGUUGUAUGUUAAGUUCCUUAAAUCCCUUGGAACUUAAAAAUUUUGUGCAGAAAUACGUUGAAAUUGGAACGAUAGAUGGAAAAAAAUAUGUUGGAACAGUGUUCACUGUUGAUCCAAUAACAACAAGCAUCAUCCUGAUGAACCAGGAGGAAGGCAAGGUGGGACUGUCACUGUUCCCCGGGCAGAACAUCGAGUCGCUGGAGCUGCGCACGAGCGGCUGUGUGCCGGACCUGGAGCACUUGUUCCCGAGCGGGGGCGCGACCUGCAACACGGAGGAGGUGGAGAGCCGCGCGGCCAGGCUGGUGGCCUGGCUGGUGCAGAACAGGGUCCCCGUCAGGCAGGACGGGCCGGUGCUGCGGCUGGAGGACGUGCUGGAGAUACACCCUCCGUACGGCGCCGGCCAGUGCUACAGCACCAACGAGACGGUGCUCUCCAGGGUGCAGGUGCUGGUGUCCGGCAUGCCCGAGCCCCAGCCCGACAGUUGACUCCUUGCUUCCCAUUUUUAUUAAUAAUCUGAAUUAACUUUCAACUAUUUAUGUCUUAUUAUUUAUUCAGACACCUUGUCAAUUAUCAGGUACGCAAAUGCUAGUAAAGUCAUGUUAAUAUAGCUCAGCAAUAGUGUAUACAGGACGAAUAGAAAUCACUCACAAGAUACUUUGCAAUAGGUUAUGUUGUAAACAAUUUAGAAGCACUUUUUUUUUUGUACAUGGACCUGGGCCGAUGGUGAUUGUUCACUUGUGCCUUUUUUAAUUCAUGUGCAAAAUUUUUUGUAUGCCUGGCCUGAUUGUCAUCAUUGUCGGUGUACAGUUGGAAGUGCGAGGAAGCACACUGCAUCAGACUUCCUGACAAAAUAUCCACACGUCUUCCUUGCCAUUGACCACGUUCAAAAGUACAGCACUCCUAAAAUUUCUACAAGACUUAGUUUUGUCAAAUAUUUUAUAGCUGUAGUUAGAUUAAAUAUAUUUUCACCAAUCACUUUCAAACUUAAUUUUAUUAAUGGUGUGACAAAAAUUACUUUUGUUUCCAGAUGCUUAAAAAACAAAUUUCCUGCCAAGCUAUCUUUAAUUUACUGAUGCAUAAUUGUGGCACCCUAACUCCUUUUAAUAUUUAUACCGCCUUUACAUACUGGCUGCUUUUACAAUGUGUGUUUUUACCACUUCUGGGAUCUUAUUUAUUUUAUCUCAUACAUUUUUAAUUUUUUGAUCAUUAGGUGAUUGCCAACAGCUUAAUGCCAUUUGAUGAUGAGCACCAUGAGGAAGGUUUGUCUAGGAACUGCACUUGCAUUCCACUGGAGUGGAGGUGCAAGCUACUGUGCAGUGCAGAAUCCCGGGAAGCAACACAUGACCUUGAAUGUGAGCCGGACUUGCUGCGAAUAUCUGGAUAGUUGUAAUUGGCAGUGUGAAAAACUAAACGUGGUGUACUUAGUAUAGUUAAGCAAUCAAAGUAAAUUGAAAAUGAAUAAGAUCCGGAAGGGGUCGCUGUCAAAUGUAGGUUAGACUGGGACCCAAUUCUUUAAACAGUUGGAAAGGACACCAGCACACAGUAGUUUUGCUUAGGACAGGUUGAUGUGGUCAUGAUUGUGAUCAGUUUUUUGGCAGUCAAAUUGACAGCCAACACAGUGUUCGCAUUUUCUGAACGGGUGCAGGAAAAGGGGAAAUCUCGUCCUCUGCUCUACGUCUGGUCGAGGCUGCCGGCAGUAAGCGUUAGUCACAUGUGCUCGUCUUUAAACCUGCAUGCCAGUGCACUGCUAAUUGUCCUCAGGGUGUCCAGAUAUGCAGGCGGCCAGUUACCUCCGCCGGAACUGUUAGUGGCUAGCAGCUGUAUCACUGCAUGUAGAGAGCUCGUUGUCUCCCGGAGACACCCCGAGCGCACCCGGUCAUGGCUGCUCGCGUCACGUAGACGAGCCAUCAGGCAGUUGGUCGAUGCAGGGGCCAUGUGUCACCUCUGCCUUACAUCAUUUCAGUGUUAACAACAGAUCAAUCAUCUAACUUAUUGAAAGUUCAUCAUGUUCAAUAUUGUGUCUAUGAAAAUCAUCAAUUAUUUGACUGGUUUUCCAAAAUUAUAUUGGUGUGGAGCAGAUUUUUAAAUAGAAUGCUGGUUCCAUAUAGAGUUUUACGCCAGGAGAUGUGUGAAUUGGAAUGGAAUGUUUUCAGUCUAUUUAAUCCUAAUAGCAUAUUAGACAAAUUGUUUAUUCAAAUAAACUGCCCCACAUGAAAGCAGCCGGAGUUUCUAUCUAGAAAUUUAGUUAUGGCGAGGAGAGAGGAGGCAGGGGAGACUAUGACAGGAGUUUUAAGAGUUGAGUAAUGUGAUGUAGUCGUCAGAACAUUUAGGGUAUGAUUCCUUAUUUUUGUUUUCUUUUGACCACGACAAAAAGUGUUUGAUCUAAAAACUGUGAAAUAUUUUAUUUGUGAAAUAUUCACCCUCAUAAAAUAAAUCGUUAUCUUAAUGCACAUUCAAUCUUUCCCAUAAGAAGCUACUGAGCAUAGACUGUGCGUGUGAAUUAUGCUAAAAUUUAUUACGUGUGUGGCUUGGUGCUCAUGAUUUGAUUUUUGCUAAAAUAAGUAUAACUUGCCCUUCUUUGGUAAUUUUUGUUUGUUUUAAUAACCCAUUGAAAACAGAAUUUUAGCUGGUCACUUAUACUAUUUUUAUAAUUCCUUAGGUAUAUUCUGUUAUAAAGUUUUAGUUUGGUGAAAAAACUUCCUUGUUUAUGGAUAAACUAGUUUUAUUUUAACAAAUAAUAUAAUUGUUUUUGUAACAUGUGAUUAUACAUCCAUAUUGAAUAACACAACACAGUGAGUGGUUUAUUACUGUAGGUCUAUGUAUCUUUAGCAUUUACACUAACUUAGCAGAUUCUCCACAGUUCUGGAUCAUCCACAGCAUCACUUUUCAGCAACAUGGAUAAUUGAGAGUUUAAAAUAUUGGUAAAGGCAUGGUUUUGUUAAUUAUAAUAUAUUUUUUUGUUCCCUCCUCCCAAAAAUGAACCUGCACUGCGCUCGGUUUUUCCAGUACCCUUGACAACAUCACAAUGCAUCAGCAAUGAGAAAAGGAGGUGACCCUCUCCUCCACGUUGCAGUUCUUGACAAGACAUCGUUAGAAGAGAGGGAGAGGGGUUGUGGAUGGUAGAUUACCAGCUCUGCACUUGUCAACUUUUACUGCUUUACCUAAGAACCUGUGAACUAUUAGCCAUCUGUUUUGAACGCAACUGGGUUGCGGGUAUUAACAAGUACACAGUUCCAGCCCAGUAAGGACGAGACUUAUGCAGUUAGGUGCUAGACAUUGUUUCACAACAGCUCUUGACAGAGGUUAUUGAGGCGGUCUAUGUAGCAGUCUAGAGAAUCACACGGCAAUAGCAUCCUAUUGCCAAGUACAUGGCUUCUUCAUUCAGACUCGCCUCUGGCCCAACCUUGCUACCUCAUAUCCUCUUGAGAAUUCCAACAGACUUUAUAGCCUUAAAUACACAUAUACCAUUCUCCACAGAUACCUGGUUUCUUAAAGAAUGAAAAUAUUUCAAAGUUGUUGCAAUCAAAUAGAGAUAUGUUAGUUUAUCAUCAUGAGCAUUUUUUUUUGUCAAAAUAAAUGUGUUUGUACUAAUUUAAUUUUCCUAGUAAUUUACUUACUUUACAAUAAAAACUCUAGUACCACUCUUACUAUAACCUUGAUAUAUCUUCCAUUAUAACUUAGUUUCUUUGACUCAAAACAGGGGAUUAUCUCUACAUAUGUGAGGUCACAUUUCCACCGAGAAUCUUGAUAGCAGCAAAAUCACUACGAAGUCGUAAAGCCCAAGCAUAGAGGUACAAUGCAUACAGUGAAACCACAAUAUAAAGGAUCUCUCACUUAAAGUAUAUAUAUUUUCAGGUCCCAACAAGAUGUUAACUUUACAUAUAGUGAACUUUUACUAAAUGUAAUUUUCAUUACUAAGUACCAAAAAGGUGGGAUUUUCAGGAUAUCAAAUACCUUACAGCAAUAUUUGAAUGUACAAUAAUUGAGUGGAGUAACCAGUAAAUACAAACAAGUCCGGUGAUGCGAAUAGCAGAUGCCUAGCUCUUAUCAGGGGUAAGCAUUCUACCCAAUUUUAAUAGAAUGUAUUUUUUUUAUCUUAAAUAAAAUGAAUGUGUGUUUGUCUUCUA